UCAUAAACCCCAUCCGAUUGCUAAUUGCUCGCUUCUCGCAGCACAGAAAUCAUACCUUAGAGGAAUUGCGAAAAUGUCGACGGUCGCGGCGGAGGAGAAGAAGUUGAUCACCUUGAGGAGCAGCGACGGCGAGUCGUUCGAAGUGGAGGAGGCGGUGGCGAUGCAGUCCCAGACGAUCAAGCACAUGAUCGAGGACGACUGCGCCGACAACGGCAUCCCUCUCCCCAACGUCACCGGCAAGAUCCUCGCCAUGGUGAUCGAGUACUGCAAGAAGCACCACGGGUCUCCUGACGGCACCACCGCCAAUGCCGCCGGCGCGGACGACGGCCUGAAGACUUGGGACGCGGAUUUCGUGAAGGUCGAUCAGGAGACGCUCUUCGACCUAAUUCUGGCGGCCAAUUACCUGAACAUCAAGGAUCUGCUGGAUCUUACCUGCCAGACCGUGGCUGACAUGAUCAAGGACAGGACUCCGGAGGAGAUAAGGAAGCUUUUCAACAUCGCCAACGACUUUACCCUGGAGGAAGAAGAAGAGGUUCGCAGGGAGAACCAGUGGGCUUUUGAGUGAAAAAAAAUGUCGUAUUGGGUCAACAAAAUUUCAAGCCAUGAUAGUUAGAGGCAGUUUAGUUUUUCUUGAGAGUGGUGGUAGUAUUAGAUGUUUAGUAGUUAGUUUGACUACUGCGUGUGAAACAAUUACUUAAACUGAGGAAUGCUUAUAUGAAGUUUAUUUAUAUUUGCCGGAGGCGUCGAGAUGCAAAAAGAAAUGUGUGAUUGCAUAUGCUUAACGAUAUGAUCAGGAAACUUACUCCCACUAGAUCUUGAAUGAGAAUGUGGUGAAGGUUGGGAGUGAGCUCGCUAUAAUUCAAAUAUUUUUUUAUAAAUGAGAUUGUACUUCGAAAGUCAACUCACAAAUGAUUUCCUUUAUGAUAUGUGUAAAUCAAGUCAAUCACAGCCGCUUGAGAUAAUUUUCAACGAAUAGCUCCAAACAUAGUAAAUAAUUAAGUCAUAUGAUAAUUGUCUUCUUCCGGUGGGGAAAUACCUACCCUCCAUUUCCAUUAAACCCAAUUUUUGAUAUUUUUUACCCACGAUCUGAUCGUGGACACAAGAGUGAAAAACUCACACAUUUUCCUCUUUUUUUGCCCUCUUAUCGGAGAUGGUCUAAACAAAGAGCGAAUGCCGACCCUUCUGUUGCGUGUAUUCACGGUAAGUUGUAGCCCCCAAAAUUAUCGUUUCGUUAGAAUGCUACUCCAUCAUUUAUGGAUUUUUGCGUUGCCCCUGAACAUUACAUAAAUGUAUUUUUUAGUAAAAGAUAAAAUUGUCAUGGACAUUUUUAGUAAAAGGUUCGGGAUGUUACAAAAAUCGUGAGGGUCAAGGUCCAAAGCGGACAAUAUCUUCGUCGGGAAAAGGUUCGGGAUGUUACAGUUUCCACGAAAACCUUUUUACCCCAGUUUGCGACUACUAGUAAACUAUAUAUACACAACUAUGAUGUUCCCAAUCACAUUAUUGCAAUCAGGGGCGGACCCAUGUGGUAGAGAGGUGUGUCAAGCGACACACCUCCGCACGAAUAUUUUGUGAGAGACCCAUGUUUUGUCGGUAUAAUUUUUUGGAAUUUAGGACUUUCGACACACCUUGAAUAAUUGUUAUCGACACACCUUUAAUACACUACGAUGAAAUUAGUGUCAUAUAGUUCCCAAAAUCCGUAAAUAUAUGUUAUUUAUUUUAAAUUUUAGUUAACUUAUGACAAAUUUGGGUUCUUUCCAUUGCUUAAGCAUUUAGAUGCAAGGGUUUAUUGCUUUUAGGUCUUAGGCACGGGUAAUCGUAAGGAAGUUGUCUCUUUUUUCUCUCUACCUGAUAAGUUUCGUUUCUUCUUGAUCCUUGUAGGUUUCAAAUAGUUGUCCACCUAGUGACAAAAAUGCUCUUUCAUCGGGAGUCUGGUUGCAUAUGGACUACUAUCUUAUAAAAAAAACUCCAAUGUUCCCUUUGCCUCUUUCGAUUCCACUUCUCGUUGUGUUACACAGUAAAAUAUAAUUACAAUUUAUUUAUUAUUUUAUUUAAUUUUAUCGACUGACACACCUUUACGAGAAUCCUGGGUCCGUCACUGAUUGUAAUGUGGUUCUAGCCUUGAGACACCACCAUGCUUGUUUCAUUCAUGGAACCAGAAGCCGAGGUUGAGGUUGGCUUGUCCUCUGUUUUGCACCUGUGGCCAGGCUAUGUCUUGUCAAGAUUAUGAACCGUUGCCCCACUCAACAUCAGCUAAGCAAAAAAAAAAAACAAUGACAUGUGAGAAUAAAUUACGAAGAAGAAGAAGAAAUCAUAAGAAAUACGAUCCAGUUGUUAGAAGUUACCUAAUUAAGAUUCCGUUCACCAUAAAACGGGGGCGUCGGUGGAAUGACAGCCUGCUGCUGAAGUUCGGCCAAAACCCAUGAAUGGAAAACUCAGUCGGAUAGGGGUUGUAGCAUGGUGGCCCAACACAAAGUAUUCAGAAGCAACUGAAUCUAAAUUAUGGAGAUAGAACAGAAGGAGAACAGCCAGUAAAAAUGACUUCAUCAU
Messenger RNA from Linum trigynum, 2547 nucleotides. The record is from the annotation of a GenBank genome assembly. Lineage: Eukaryota; Viridiplantae; Streptophyta; Magnoliopsida; Malpighiales; Linaceae.